AUGUAUCUCAACACCUCGAGAAAGCCCCCCAGCCGUAAAGGCUCUAUGCACGAUGUGCCCAAAGAUCUGAUGGACCACAUCAAGGAGCUGGAGAAAAUCUUUACCAUUGAUACUCCUAAGCUUCAUGAAAUUGUCGAUGUUUUUGUGGAGGAGCUCAAAAAAGGUUUGGCAAAGGAGGGCUCAACAAUUCCCAUGAACCCUACAUGGGUUAUUGGAUACCCUACUGGAGACGAAACAGGAACCUACCUUGCUCUUGAUAUGGGUGGAACAAAUCUUCGUGUAUGUGAGGUUGAGCUACCCGAAGAGAAGGGGCAGUACGACAUCUACCAAUCUAAGUACCGCCUGCCCGAAGAGAUCAAGAACGGUACUGGUGAACAGCUGUUCGACUAUAUCGCAGAGUGCGUCAAGCAAUUUUUGAUUGCCAACCACGAGGGCCAGGAUAUCAGCGAGCUCAAGGAGCUGCAUCUCGGUUUCACUUUCUCGUAUCCAUGUACACAAAACGCUAUUGAUCAUGGUAUCUUGCAACGUUGGACAAAGGGCUUUGAUAUCGAUGGUGUUGAAGGCCAUGACGUCGUGCCGAUGUUUGAAGCAGCUUUGGAGAGAAAGGGUGUUCCUAUCAAAAUUACCGCUUUGGUGAACGAUACUACCGGAACUUUGAUCGCUUCUGCCUACACCGACAAUACUACAAAGAUUGGAUGCAUCUUUGGAACAGGAUGCAACGCUGCUUACAUGGAGGAGGUCGGUUGUAUUCCCAAACUUGCACACAUGAACCUUGACCCUACCCUUCCUAUUGCCAUCAACUGUGAAUGGGGUGCGUUCGACAACGAGCACCGCGUGCUUCCUCGCACUACCUACGACAUCCAUAUCGACAAACACUCUCCUCGCCCUGGACAGCAAACCUUCGAGAAGAUGGUCGCAGGUCUCUACUUGGGCGAGAUCUUCCGUUUGGUUCUCGUUGACUUGUAUGCCAACCCGGAUGUUAGUCUUUUCAAAGAUCAAGAUAUCAGCGCAUUGCAGGUGGAAUAUUCCCUCGAUGCGUCUUUCCUGGCUGAGAUUGAAAGUGAUCCAUGGGAAAAUCUGAUGGAGACCCAUGCGCUCUUCGAGAAGAAGCUCAAGAUCGCCCCAACGGAACCCGAGCGCAAGCUUAUCCGCCGUCUUGCUGAGUUGAUCGGCACCCGCGCCGCGCGUCUAUCUGCCUGUGGUGUUGGAGCUAUUUGCAAGAUGAAGGAUAUCAAGUCUUGCCACGUCGGUGCUGAUGGCUCUGUAUUCAACAAGUACCCUAACUUUCAGCAACGAGGAGCACAUGCUCUCCGUGAAAUCUUCGGCUGGGACAAAUCUGUGAGGAAAGAUCCUAUCCAGAUUGUUCCUUCUGAAGAUGGAAGUGGUGUUGGCGCUGCUCUGAUUGCCGCCUUGACCAUGAAGCGUAUCAGGAGAGGUAUCCAUGCGGGUGUGAACGUCAAGAGAAAGAACUCUCUUAUUCCCCCAAUCCCUUAA
Messenger RNA from Morchella importuna, 1494 nucleotides. RefSeq lists its product as uncharacterized. Gene Ontology annotation, cellular component: cytosol; mitochondrion. Gene Ontology annotation, molecular function: mannokinase activity; glucokinase activity; fructokinase activity. The transcript is spliced from 6 exons. Gene Ontology annotation, biological process: glycolytic process; glucose 6-phosphate metabolic process; intracellular glucose homeostasis. Lineage: Eukaryota; Fungi; Ascomycota; Pezizomycetes; Pezizales; Morchellaceae. The coding region runs from base 1 to 1494 and encodes 497 amino acids. The record is from RefSeq and is a predicted model, not a curated record.